Telopea speciosissima is the source of this 3413-nucleotide messenger RNA. Its product is annotated as pentatricopeptide repeat-containing protein At5g64320, mitochondrial. Bases 86 to 2248 code for a protein of 720 amino acids. Gene Ontology annotation, molecular function: protein binding. The record is from RefSeq and is a predicted model, not a curated record. Lineage: Eukaryota; Viridiplantae; Streptophyta; Magnoliopsida; Proteales; Proteaceae. The transcript has a single exon.
UGGUCAUGCUAUUCUACUUCUCAGGUUUUGCAAAGCAUUCCUCUUUCUGGUAGUUUAUGAAAUUCUAACCUUCCGAUGUCGAAUUAUGUUGAGGAGAUCAAAUUUUACCAAGUACGUCAGGAAAAAUCUAUCAGCUUUUCACAAAUGCCCAUGUUUAUGCAUGUGCUCUUCUGGAAAUAGUAGUGAUAGUGGUGGUGAUCGUACUUGCUUGGAUGAAUCAGAGAGUAAGAACGAAUGGGAAAGAUUAUUGAGGCCUUUUGACCUUCAAGAGCUUAGGAGAUCACUCAAUUGGAUCACACCAGAGCGGCUGUGUAAGUUACUAGAGCUCCCUCUCGAUGUACCCACAUCGAUGGCCAUAUUUGAUUGGGCUGGCACCCAGAAGGGUUAUUCACAUACUUUUAGUGUUUAUUAUUUGCUAAUUGAUAAGCUUGGAGCUGCAGAGGAAUUCAAGACCAUUGAUAGAUUAUUGCUGCAGAUGAAGGACGAAGGGUUGGUUUUCAGAGAAGCCCUUUUUAUAGUGAUUAUGAAAUGGUAUGGGAGAGCUGGUUUCCCUGGGCAAGCAACGGAAGUGCUAAUGGAGAUGAAGGAUGUCUUUGGCUGCGAGCCUACUUUCAGAUCGUAUAAUGUUGCUUUGGAGCUACUGGUUGCUGGAAAUUGUCACAAAACUGUCCAUGUUCUGUUCAAGGAAAUGUUGGUUAAGGAUGUUUCCCCUAGUGUCUUCACUUUUGGAGUGGUAAUUAAAGCCCUCUGUUCAGUGAAUGAGGUGGAUUAUGCCUGCUCACUCCUAAGGGAAAUGACAAAGCAUGGCUGUGUACCCAAUUCAGUAAUUUAUCAGACUCUGAUACAUGCCCUCAGCAAGGAUGAUAGAGUGAAGGAGGCAUUGAAGCUCUUGGAAGAAAUGUUUCUGAUGGGCUGCACACCUGAUGUGAAUACCUUCAAUGAUGUUAUCCAUGGUCUUUGUAGGCUUGGUCGGAUACAUGAGGCAGCGAAGUUGGUUGAUAGGAUGCUUCUUCGUGGUUUCAGCCCUGAUUCUAUAACUUAUGGGGUCUUGAUGAAUGCAUUAUGUAGAAGUGGCCGGGUUGAUGAAGCAAGAGCUCUGUUGGACAAAGUACCUGCGCCUAAUGUAGUGUUGUUUAAUACCUUGAUCAAUGGGUAUGUGAUAGUUGGACGUUUUCAUGAAGCCAAAGCUGUUCUUUUUGAAAAUAUGUUACCUUUUGGGUGCAGUCCUGAUGUGUUCACUUAUAACAUCCUAAUCCAUGGUCUAUGUAAGGUGGGUUGUAUGGUUUCAGCUCAAGAACUAGUGCAUGAGAUGGAAAUCAAAGGCUGUGAGCCCAAUGUGAUCACGUACACAAUUUUGAUUGAUGGGUUCUGCAGGCAAGGUCGACUCAAAGAAGUCAAUGACGUUUUAGAGGAGAUAUCAGCCAAGGGACUUGGCCUAAACACUGUUGGAUACAAUUGUCUUAUGUGUGCGCUUUGCAAGAAAGGAAAGAUUGGUGAGGCGGUAGAAAUUUUUGGUAGGAUGUCAAGUGAAGGAUGCAAACCUGAUAUAUUCACGUUCAAUUCUCUAAUACAUGGUUUAUGCAAUGCUGACCGCAUUGAAGAGGCAUUAGGAGUUCAUCAGGAUAUGUUAUUGGAGGGUGUAAUUGCCAACAAUGUAACUUAUAAUACAUUGAUUCAUGCCUUUUUAAGGAAAGGUGCAUUGCAAGAAGCACUGAAGCUAGUCAACGAAAUGGUGUUUCGAGGUUGCCGUCUUGAUGUCAUUACAUAUAAUGGUCUAAUAAAGGGGCUCUGCAAAGCAGGAGCUGUUGAGAAGGGUUUGGCGUUGUUUGAAGAAAUGGUGAGAAAGGGUGUUACCCCAAAUAAUAUUUCAUGCAACAUUUUGAUCAAUGGCCUUUGCAAAACAGGGAGGGUACAAACUGCUCUUGAGCUUUUAAGGGACAUGAUUCACCGUGGAUUGACACCAGAUAUUGUCACCUAUAAUAGCCUCAUGAAUGGUCUUUGCAAGGCAGGACAUAUUCGGGAGGCUUUGAACCUCUUGGACAAGUUACAAGUUGAAGGGAUUGCUCCUGACACUAUUACAUAUAACAUUCUAAUCAGUUGGCACUGCAAGGAGGGCAUGCUUGAUGAAGCUAUAUUAAUUCUAGGUAGGGGAAUUGACAGUGGAAUCAUACCUGACGCCAGGACAUGGAAUAUACUGGUUAACAAUUUUGUUAGAGAGGGAGAAAGGGAAACUUGGACAGUGAGGUAGUGACUGAAGGGAUACUUUCCCUUGUGCAGUAUUAAUUCAGCCUUGAGCGUACUUCACAAAGCAUGGCAUGGUGUAACUGCAUCACCAAUCAUAUUUUGCUGCAAUUGAAUUCUCUAUUUAUUCUCCGGUAACUGCUCAUCGUAUAACCCAUGAACUUUUUAUUUCACAAUAUGUUGUUGAAACUUUAUCAUUCUUAGAAAGCUAAUCCCUAAACUAAUCUCUCAACAUUUUAUCAAAACAGAGUACACUGAACACAUACUAUACCACGUUCGCUCUACUGAAUCAAAUGGCUUUUGUUGAAGGCUUAAAAAGUGAGGUUGGAACACCACCAGUGAUCGGCUAAAUGUUGAGAUUUCACCUGUAACCUUUGGAUUGUGUAUCAAGACUCGAGAUGUUUGAAACUCCUUGAGAUAAGCCGAAAGGUGUUGAGAAAUAAGCCUUCAGUCAAAUUUAUUUGGCAUCUGAUGACUUCAUGUGGAAGUCACUGUGCUUGGUGAGAGAUUUAGACACUAUAAAUGUAUGAGUUUAUGGUAGUGGAAUUAGUUUAAAGUACUGUACGACCAUUAAUAGAAUACUGCUCUGAUUUCAGAUUUGGUUUGAGGCAACUGAUGUGAGUCUUAACUGGUUUGAAGUGAGACAGGAGAGUCUGCUGUACCAGGAGAAAUUUUAUACUUAGGGUUGAUGAAGCUGUUAAGAAUCCAAAUCUGUCUUCACUUGUGCUUAAUGGUGGAGGGGAUGCAAGUCAAGUAUUAAAAUUUUUGGUUAACCAGAAUUGUUUGAGUCAACUGGUGAAGUCAAUAUGCUAUGUUGAUGAAUUUAUUCAGUAGUUACUGCCAUGUGUUCCCAAUUUUAGAGACUCCAAAAGCAAGAUUCAAAGGAUGGGAGCCUGGGAUUCAGAGUAAGUAGGUGUUUACUCUAUGGUAAUGUAGGUUUAUUUCCUUUUGUUCUUGUGGUUAUAGAUUUGCAUGGUCUUUUCAUUCUUCUUAUUAUGAUUUUUUGUAUGAAAUUAUUCAGGCGUGCUACCAUUGGCAUGAGUCUAAUUGUAGGAACUAGGAGUUGAGAUUGCUCUUGGUAGGUGUUCUGGUUCUCUCACUCUCUUUGCUCAUAUAGAUUGAUUUCCUUUUGCCACUGUGGUUAUGAAUUUGCAUUUUUUUCUUUUGGUUAU